Messenger RNA from Rotaria sordida, 612 nucleotides. Lineage: Eukaryota; Metazoa; Rotifera; Eurotatoria; Philodinida; Philodinidae. The record is from the annotation of a GenBank genome assembly.
AUGUUAAAUGUUAAUAGUAUUCUAUUAAUUUUUAUUCAAGUAUUUAAUUUAAUUCAUAGUCAAUGUAAUAUCAAUGGUCUUAUAUCAUGUAAUCAAGUACCUGUUGAAUGUCUUGAUUGUAUAUUAACAACAAAUUGUAUUUAUGGUGAAGAACUUUUAAGUUCAUGUCGAAUGUUUAAUGGUUCAUGUACAAAUAAUGAUAAUAAAAUUGUUUCAUCAUUUCAACGUUUGUAUAUAUGUCGAUAUUGUUAUCAAACACCAUUAGAUGAACUUGCUUGUACACCAAAUAUUGCUUGUCGUCAUCAUCAAAAUUCUAAUCGUUAUAAAUCAAAUUGUACAUUAGCUGAUGAUACACAACUUUGUUUAGGUUCACGAACAUUUUAUCGUAAUAUUGAAUGUAAUUGGACAAGUGGUCAUAAAAAAUCAAAUGCUUUAUUAAUAAGUAUUUUUUUUGGUGGCCUAGGUUUUGAUCGAUUCUAUUUGGGACAUAUUAAAGAAGCACUUGGAAAAAUUUUUUCAUUUGGUGGUCUUGGUAUUUGGACAUUAAUUGAUUCUGUACUUAUUGCUUGUGGUUAUUUAACACCAGAUGAUGGUUCAGUUUAUAUGGAAUAA